This is a messenger RNA of Camellia sinensis, 630 nucleotides long. RefSeq names its product late embryogenesis abundant protein At1g64065. NCBI's taxonomy places the organism in Eukaryota, Viridiplantae, Streptophyta, Magnoliopsida, Ericales, Theaceae. The record is from RefSeq and is a predicted model, not a curated record. Gene Ontology annotation, biological process: defense response to other organism.
AUGACCGAGAAAGGUGCAACUUCUUUCACUCCUGUUGAGCCUUCCAUGGCACAAUCUGACGUGCUUCAAAGGAAGAUGAGACUCAUGCGCUUUGCGUUCAUCAUGAUCUUCGCUCUAUUUGCACUAAUCGUCACAAUCUUGGUGUUUGCACUAGUCGCAAUACGUGUUAAAACGCCACGAGUUGAAAUUAGGUCGGUCAACGUUGAAGGACUCUAUGUUGGCAAUUCAACCUAUAACAUGACACUCAUUGCACAAAUUGAAAUGAAGAACAAGAAUUUUGGGGACUACAAGUAUGAUAGAACCACCAUGAGUAUUAGCCAUGGAGGUGUGACCGUUGGGGAUGGUGUGAUUUGGAAGGGAAAUGUGAAAGCUAGGGACACAUAUAGAAUGACUGUUACAACGAAAGUGAGCUCGAGUGGCUUGUUGGAUGCUUCGAGACUGAGUAGUGAUAUCGGUUCGGGGGUUUUGAUGCUCAACAGUGAAGCUAGGUUGAAAGGGAAGGUCUAUUUGAUGAAGUUUUGGGGGAUAGAGCUUCAAUUUGUGAAGAAGAGAAAGAGUGCUGAGAUGAAUUGUAUCAUGGAACUUAAUUUGACUAGUGGAGGGAUUCAGAACAUGGAUUGUGAUCAUUAA